This is a messenger RNA of Aspergillus ruber CBS 135680, 504 nucleotides long. RefSeq lists its product as uncharacterized. The transcript has 4 exons. Lineage: Eukaryota; Fungi; Ascomycota; Eurotiomycetes; Eurotiales; Aspergillaceae. The record is from RefSeq and is a predicted model, not a curated record. The coding region runs from base 1 to 504 and encodes 167 amino acids.
AUGUCCCACAACACUUUGUACAGCCUCGAUGCCGAAAAGAGCGCGUUUAAUAAUUUUAAGCUACGGACUAUAUACGCCCAGCCCAGUAUAGUAGGAGGCUUGUAUGUCGUAGAACCUCGUAUGAUGUAUCCGGAAACCCAUCAACAUUUCCCAGGAAUGGUUAUUGGAAUGUCUAUAAAAAAGGCCCUGUCCCGGGGUCUCCUGGAUUUUCUUGGACGUGGGAAAUCCAUCCAGCUCAACAAUUUUCAUAGUCCUGCAGAGCCCUUGAUUCUAACCAAUCAACCCAAUAACUCUCAAAAUCAAUAUCAACCCUCUCAAUCAACCGCCACGAACGAGGCGAUCGGUAAUUACGCGCUUGAGCCAUCGGAUAGUAGCCAGACCGGCGAGGCCCCGGUAUCCUUAAAGGGACCCGUUCAGAAUACUCAUACCGAAGAGCAGGGCCCAGAGAGUGAGAAGUGCCAACCGUCCAAUAUCAUUGACGACUUGGCCGGCAUUGGUGCCUAG